UUUUUGUUUAUAAAAAUAGUGUACAAUAUUGUUUGUAAGGGAAUUAUAUUUCCCAUUCUAUUUCGAACAUUUUGACGAAAGAAAAUAAUUCGAAUAAGAAUUUCCCUAAUCAUAUGAUUGAAAAAACACCACGAGAGCUAAAUCAGACGGGUGAAAAACUUUUGGAGUGCACACAUCUCAUUAUUCUCCUCGCAACUUACACCCCGGGAACGUUAAUUCAUUCGGCAAGCUAUAAAGUUUUUUAUUUUGUCUGUGCGUAGUAAGAAGGAAAAUUCGCAAAAAUGGCUUUGAGCGACGCAGAUGUACAAAAACAAAUUAAGCAUAUGAUGGCAUUCAUUGAGCAAGAGGCCAAUGAAAAAGCCGAGGAAAUCGAUGCUAAAGCCGAAGAAGAAUUUAACAUUGAAAAGGGACGUCUGGUACAACAGCAACGUCUUAAGAUUAUGGAAUACUAUGAAAAGAAGGAGAAACAAGUUGAACUCCAGAAGAAAAUUCAGUCAUCGAAUAUGCUUAAUCAAGCACGUUUGAAAGUGCUCAAAGUCAGAGAAGAUCAUGUGCGUAACGUUCUGGAAGACGCUCGUUGUCGUCUCGGUGAGGUCACCAAAAAUCCAGCCGAAUACAAACAGGUCUUACAAAAACUAAUUGUACAAGCAUUGUAUCAGGUUAUGGAGCCACAAGUUCUUUUACGCUGCCGUGAAGAUGAUUUAGAUUUAAUUAAAGAGGUACUACCCCAUGCAACUCAACAAUAUACCGAAAACAUCAAACAAGAUGUUAAUAUCACAGUGGCUACUGACAAUUAUUUGCCGGCAGAUACAUGUGGCGGUGUUGAAUUAAUUGCUUUAAAUGGUCGCGUCAAGGUACCUAAUACACUGGAGUCCAGACUGGACCUCAUUUCACAACAACUUGUGCCAGAAAUCCGUAAUGCAUUGUUUGGACGCAACACCAAUCGUAAAUUCACCGAUUAAAUAAUUAAUUUUCAAAAAAGCAUCCUAAAUAAAACAAUAAACUAAAUAAAAUUUUUCAAAAUUGGUAUAAUAAUGCAUAAUAUAUAUACAUACACAUAUAGAAAAUUUAAAAAUAAUUCAAAUAUUAUUUAAAAAUGACCACAAAAACAGCCAAUAAAUUUAUUGUGGUACUAUGAGUUACAAUUUAUAAAUAUAAUUACAUGCAAUUAUAUAAAUAUAUAUAUACAUAUUAAAUACUAAUCUACAGUACUAGGACAUUUGGAAAAAGUUGCAAUAUUGAAUUUUAAAUUUAAACUAACAAAAUAGAAUUUUAUUUAAAUAAAAAAAAAAAAAUACAAAAGUACCGAGUAAAAACAGUUUGUUAAAGUUUAACUAAUGAAUUAAAACAAAAUUAAAGAUUUAUAUCAAAUUUAUAUUUAAAUUGUAAAGAUAUAUGAUAUAUACAUACAUUCCUGUACAAAAUUUUAUAACUUUACCAGCUGCUUUUGUUGAUAAUUUUUUUUCUGUUCUGUUCAAUUGUAAAUUUUUUGAAUGUUUAUUAUUAUUAAUUUUGUCUUUAAUUUAUGUUCUUUAUGUGUUAUUUUUAUUCUUCAUUAUUAGAUAUUUCGAUGUAAAAGUUUAUGAUUUUUAUGUAUUUACUCUAUCUAUCAAUUAUUGUUGCCUAUUGUUAAGCAUUUGUAAGAAUUGUAAAUUUAUUUAAAAUAAUAGUUUGAUUUAAUUUUUGUAAAAAGUUUGUAAAGUGCAAUCUGCCAAGUUUGAAAUACCGCAAAUGUAAUUCAACUGUUAUUCAAAAAAAAAAAAACCAAGUAUUGUAAACAAAAAUGUGCACUUCUUAUGUAGACUUGCACUCAGCAUCAUUACAUUUUGUAGCACUGAAAUUGUGUAUAUAUUAAAUAUUUAAAAUAAUUUCACUGUAUAAAGUGUAACGUGCUAGUUUCCAUAUGAAUUGCACAUUUAUAAAUUGUUUAGUUUGUUGGAUUAAAGGAGCAGCAAAAGGGGGAUUUUGCUCUUAAAUAAUUGUUAUUUCUUUUUCGUCAGCUCUAAAUGAGUUCGCACUAGUGUUUGUCUUGGUACUUUUAAAUAUAAUGGUGGUUUCUUUUUUAAUUAAUUAGUAAA
Molecule: messenger RNA, 2078 nt
Organism: Teleopsis dalmanni
Lineage: Eukaryota; Metazoa; Arthropoda; Insecta; Diptera; Diopsidae
Product: V-type proton ATPase subunit E-like
Exons: 5
Coding region: 282-962 (226 amino acids)
Biological process (GO): proton transmembrane transport
Cellular component (GO): proton-transporting two-sector ATPase complex, catalytic domain
Molecular function (GO): proton-transporting ATPase activity, rotational mechanism
Source: RefSeq, a predicted model, not a curated record